Molecule: messenger RNA, 3927 nt
Organism: Effrenium voratum
Lineage: Eukaryota; Dinophyceae; Suessiales; Symbiodiniaceae
Source: the annotation of a GenBank genome assembly
AUGGCUCAUCCAGUGCGUGAGCCAGUGGCUAGCUUCGAGUAUGACAUGGGGGGGCAGGAUGGGGCCCUCACCUUUGAUGAGGCGGUGAACCAAGUGGGCUCCAAAUUGGAGCAGUUUUGUGAUGUCAUCCCAAACCAUCCAGGCACAAUCUCGCAGCAAUUCUUCGAUGAUGUUGUCUAUAAGAAGUGCGCACAGGGUCUCUACAAGGAGCUACCCGAGCCUUGGCGUCUUCGCAAAGAACCUUCUGUGCCCUACAGCAUGCAGAUUGUCAUCCUGCCUGAUCCAUCAACUCCCAAUGCAGAGAAUGGUGCCCGGGAAAGUGUCCUCAUUUUCAAGCACGUCUACCUCCACAAAAACAAGCUUCCAGUCAAGGACUGCUCAGAUUGUUGCUGUGGAAUGGCCAUGAAGUUUGAUUGGGGAACCCAUACCAGGGUGGCAUUGAUGACAUUCAACUUCAUGUUGGAUAAGGUCGGUGGCAAGCAAAUUCGGUUCUGGUGUGUUCAGCCCAAGUUCCAGAAGAAGCUCACGAUCGACAACCAGGCCCGUGCAGACGGCUACCGCUUCAUUAGGGACCAAGGCCCACGUGCCAAUAACCAGAACCAAUUCAUGGAAUGGACGGACGAACAGAUCCACACCCCAGGGAGUCCCAUUGAAGGAUGGCAGGAAGGCAAAGUCAACCAGGCCUUGCACAAUUACAUGCGCGGACGGCAAAAUGCCAAAACCUUGGAGUACUGGCCUUUCACCCUUAAGAGCUUCGUCGAUUGGUUCUUUGAUGGCGUCCUUGUCACCAUGUUGCCCUCCAUCCGCCAGCAUGGGAUCACAUGGAUAGGCAGGACACGAACUGGGAAGUCGCUUGGGUCCAAGACCAUUCUCUUCGCCCAGUCCAAGUUUGAGAUCGACCGGGAUGAGCGUGAGGAUUUGGUGCCCUCCAUUGUCACAGCCAAACACUUGGAUUUCUUCAAAGCGGAACCCAUUACCAAGUAUAAGCCCGGCGUCUUCGAUGAUGGCAUGCUCCAGAAAAUGGAUGAAGAAGAUGCGACAGUGUGGGCGCGGUACUCAUCUGCCCAAUUUGACCAGGGUGCAGGCAGACAGGCAUGCAACAACCCCUAUGACAAAGCCGUGGACGACAAAGUCUAUGCAGACAUGAAGGACUCCAUCUGGUCCCAGACCCUGUUGAAGAAGCUGUUCAAUGGGGAGACCAUUCCAAGUGAUAUUGGCUCUGACAAUGGAUUCCCUGCUGUUGGUGAGACAGAGGACCUCGAGCAGGAGCUUGCCCACAUCUGGGAUAACAUGGAUGACUUCCCUGACAACACAGAGAUUCAGCCCUCUGAUGAGCCCAGUUGUGAAGGAAAUCUCAUCCACAAGCGGUUUGUGAAUGCCAUUUGCUAUGAUCUCAAUGGUCCUGUUUCCGUUCUUCAUGAACAAAAGGUUUGCACUUCCCGCAACUGUCGCACCAGCUACGGCCACAACUAUGGCAAGAAGAUCAACACCAUUGGCAUCCAACAGUUAGGCAACAGUGUGCUGUUUGUCAACUCCAAGAAGGCGUUCGCUCUGAACUUCUUGAAGUACCAUGAAGAGCUAAUGUUUCGCGGUCACGUGAGCGCGCUCGCGGUGGAGCAUGCGUACUUCGCAACCCACAGCCCACACAUGUCCAGUGAGAAUGACAUUAUCGUGGACUUCCGCAAGCUCUAUCACACGGGUCUGUUCCACUACCUUGCAUUGAAAGAGUUCCAACCUCUCGAUCGCCACCUUUCCAUUGUCAUAGAUGAUGAAAUCCCUGACAACACGAUUGAGCUGUACGAUGCCUACUGCCACGGGACCCUCUUUCCUCCUAUGAACAAGCAAAAGGUCAAGAUCGUGGUAGGGGAUGGCAACAUGCGCCUCAACAUGUUGUGCCAGGAGGGCCCUAAAAGGAGGACUGGCCGACCUCGUGCAGGGCGAGCAAGCGUUGGCAAACAUGCCAACGGGUGGUUCAUGGUGUGCGACCCCUCCACGGGCAAGAUCCUAGGCUUGCGUGUAAUGAAGGAGCCAGAGAACACCCAGCACGUGCUCCAAAUGCUUGAUGCAGUGGUGUGGCUGUACCCGAAGCUGAACACCUUUGUCUACGAUCGGGCUUGCUCCAUUGUCCGCGCUGCUCAUGAGGAAGACAGCCUUGGGCAAAUCGAGCACUACAUCGUGGAUUGGUUCCACGCCUACCGCCACAACAGCAAGUGCAAAUGCAACCCCAGAAAGGUUCGGAAGCUUGGCAAGAUCGUCAAGAAUGUCAACACAAGCAUUUGCGAACAGAUAUUCUCUUGGUUUCGCCACUACUCUACAGCCUUCAACGAGCUCCGCACCAACAGGCACAAGUUUGUGAUGCUGUACAUGGCAAAGCGCCACAACCUCGCCGUGGAAGCCAACCAGGCACAGAGCGAGCUGCUGGCCAGCCAGGGUGUCAGCCUUUUGGCUGCCGUGUCGCAAGCCUCGGCGCCGGUGCCCGCGGCAGCGAGCGCUUCGAGCCGCCCCUCAGCAGCUCGCCUCUUCGACGAGAGUCCCGCAGAGGUCUCCAAGAGGCCCUCAGCUCAGCUGUUCGAGGGCAACCCGGAGGCGCCAGUGCCAUCGGCAGCUGGGCUCUUCGAUGAGAGCCCCACCAAGGUGGCCCCGAAGGAGAUCCCCGCGUCGCUGCCAUCGGGCGGCCAGGCGCCUGCAUCCGGGCUUGGGAAGCUGUCAGCUGGGCUUUUCAAUGAGGAGCCAGCGCUCGUCUCCGGCGCAAUUGCGAGGCCGUCGGUGGUGGCGCGGGAUCUCUUUGGUGACGAGCCGACUGUGACCAAAUCCCUCUUCGGAGUGCCGAGCGGCAGCGCCGGCUCCGCCUCGGGCAAGAGGAGUCCAAGACAAGUGGAAGCCCAGGCAGCGCCAGAGUCGGCACCAGAAGAAGUGCCCCCUGCAGCACCAGAAAUUCCAGCAGCACCGGAGCCGGCGGCUACAGCAGAGGCGCCGGCUGCACCGGAACCGGCAGUGAUAGCAGCACCAGAGGCACCACUGACGUCUGCAGCGCCGGCAACACCGGCCGUGCUUGCCUCAACUGCGGCUGGGCGCCUGGCGGCUUUGCGCAGAAAUGACUCGGGCUCAGACAGUGAUGACUGGGGACCGCCCCCAAAAUCUGCUGGCCCCGCCGCCCCAACAUCUGCCGGGCUCACUGGAGAGGCUGCGCCGAAGGAGCCUGCUGCUGGGCUCUUUGGAGGGGUGCUGCCGAAAGCGUCUGAUGCUGGGCUCUUCGGAGGGGCGUCGAGGGCAUCUGGUGCUGGGCUUUUUGGAGAUGCUACGCUGAAGGAGCCUGAUGCUGGGCUCUUCGGAGGGGCGGCGCCGAAGAAGCCUGAUGCUGGGCUGCUUGGAGAGGUGCCAAAGACAACGAGUGCUGGUCUGUUUGGGGAUGUGUCAAACCCCCUGCAGCCUCAGCUUGUGCGCAAAUCCAGCUUGGACAGCCACUCGGACACCGAGCCAGAGCACCAGGUGCCUUCCGCGCUUUUGGCGCUUGAGCCGUCAGCGGCACCUCAAGCAGCGCCAGCACCCCAAGCAGCGCUCGCGCCCCAAGCGCCGGCUCCGGCUCCGGAGGGCGGGUCCAGCCUCUUCGGGUCAAGCCGUGCGAUGCGCAGCAUCUUCGACGAUGAUGACGACGACUUCGUGGUGAAGCCGGCGGAGAAGGGACGGAGCAGCCUGGACGCCCUCUUUGGCAAGGCGAACACCUCAACGGGGCCCGUUCCUGCAGCAUCGCCCUUUGCCCCUCCACCGGUGGCAGCUAGUGCAGCCCCGGCGACAGCUGCGUUUGCGGAUCCCUUGCGGGGAGGUGGAGCGCCGUGCCCGGCCCCGGCUCCGGCCGAGGCGCCGGCGCCGGCGCCAAAGCCGAAGGUAGCGCCAGACCCUUUGGGGGGCCUUCGGGUCAAGCCGUGA